Molecule: messenger RNA, 228 nt
Organism: Penicillium pulvis
Lineage: Eukaryota; Fungi; Ascomycota; Eurotiomycetes; Eurotiales; Aspergillaceae
Exons: 1
Coding region: 1-228 (75 amino acids)
Source: RefSeq, a predicted model, not a curated record
AUGGCGAACCUGAUGUCCCUCCAGCGACCGCCCUCGGCGCCUCUCCCACGCACUGAUAUCCAACUCAUGGGAGAUGCGUGGAGGUAUUUGAACCGUCAAAUCCGGAAGCAUCGUGCACGUCGACUUUCGAAGGCCGGGGCACAGCAAGUAUGCUAUGAUUCAAGCUACGAAGGAUCAAUCAUCAGCAGAGCAGAUACUCUCGUUGUUUCGGAAAAUGCUAAAAAAUGA